AGAAAAAGUCAUCACACGUACUGCUAUGGACGUGACAGCAGUGUUCGAGCUAUAAGCUCGUCUCUUCUUUCAUGGCAAGCGGUGCAUUUUAGAUUAAUUUAUGGUUUUACCCGAUUAGCCUACUGAUUUGGUGACUUGUCAAGUGCAAUGGCUGAAAAGAUUAUCGUGCAUGGUAAUACAUCUUGUAAAUUUGUGAUGUGUUUGAAAAUUGAUAAAUAUUUAGCAAUCGCGUAAAGUGUAUUUGGUGUUUCGUGUUCAUUAAAAUUGUUAAUUGGAGUCUAAUGUUACUAGUUUUCUUAUAUUAAACGAAAUCGAAACGAUAUCAAAAUAAAUUUUCCUUAAUUAGUUUUCUAAUAUUCUUAGAAAAAGUAUAAUUAUUCAAUUAUAGUCAUUAAAUACAUGAUGAUAUCAUACGGAACAAUCUUACUUCUAUGUAACUUUUCAUUUUUAUAAAUUUUUAAUAAGUUAUCAGAAAUGGAAUAUUCUGUUCGUCACAAAAUAUGAACAAGGUGCAAAAUAUAUAAAAUAAACGGAUAUAUAUUAGUGUUUUGAUUACUUAAUAAACUAAAAGAUUUACAAUGGAUUCUGAAGAGGAAACAUAUGAUGAUGUUGAUUCUGGCAAUGAAUCUAGUGGAGAUGAUGUGGAUUUUGCAAUGGAAAUUGAAGCUGGAAAUCCAAGAGAACGAUCAACAGAUGUUGAUGAUUAUCCUUUUGAAGUUUUAUCAACAGAAGAAAUAGUGCAACAUAUGGUUGAUUCUAUUAAGGAAGUUAAUACAGUUGUAGAAAUACCAGCUACAACUACACGUAUUUUAUUAAAUCAUUUUAAGUGGGAUAAAGAAAAAUUAAUGGAACGCUUUUAUGAUGGUGAUCAGGAAAAAUUAUUUGCUGAAGCACGAGUUGUUAAUCCAUUUAGAAAGGGUCCAUUAAUAAAUAGAAAUCAAUCUUCUCAAAGCUCAUUGUCCAGAAGAACUUCAACAAAUGGUACUGAAGAAUGUGGAAUUUGUUUUACGAUUCAACCAUCUGCAAUGAUGACUGGACUUGAAUGUGGACAUCGUUUUUGUACUGGCUGUUGGGGAGAAUAUCUUACAACAAAAAUUAUGGAAGAAGGAGUUGGUCAAACAAUUGCAUGUGCAGCACAUGCUUGUGACAUUUUAGUCGAUGAUGCUAGUGUUAUGCGUCUUGUAAAAGACUCUAAAGUGAAACUGAAAUAUCAACAUUUAAUAACAAAUAGUUUUGUUGAAUGUAAUAGGUUAUUGAGGUGGUGUCCAUCUCCAGAUUGUAAUAAUGCUAUAAAAGUACAGUAUGUAGAAGCAAGACCAGUAACUUGUAAAUGUGGGCAUACAUUCUGUUUCCAUUGUGGAGAAAAUUGGCAUGAUCCUGUAAAAUGUCACUUAUUACGUAAAUGGAUUAAAAAAUGUGAUGAUGAUUCUGAAACAUCAAAUUGGAUUGCUGCAAAUACAAAAGAAUGUCCAAAAUGUAAUGUUACUAUUGAAAAAGAUGGUGGAUGCAAUCAUAUGGUGUGUAAAAAUCAAAAUUGUAAAACUGAUUUUUGUUGGGUAUGUCUUGGACCUUGGGAACCACAUGGUUCUAGUUGGUAUAAUUGUAAUCGUUAUGAUGAAGAAGAGGCUAAAGCAGCAAGAGAUGCUCAAGAAAAAUCUCGAUCUGCAUUACAAAGAUAUCUAUUUUAUUGCAAUAGAUAUAUAAAUCAUAUGCAAUCAUUAAAAUUCGAAAAUAAACUUUAUGCAAGUGUGAAAGAAAAAAUGGAAGAAAUGCAACAACAUAACAUGUCAUGGAUUGAGGUACAAUUUUUAAAGAAAGCAGUAGACAUUUUGUGUUCCUGUAGACAGACUCUUAUGUAUACUUAUGUUUUUGCUUAUUAUGUGCGAAAAAAUAACCAAUCUGUGAUUUUCGAGGAUAACCAAAAGGAUCUAGAGGGUACUACAGAACGUCUCUCUGAAUAUCUUGAACGAGAUAUUACAAGUGAAAAUCUUGCUGAUAUUAAACAAAAAGUUCAAGAUAAAUAUAGAUAUUGCGAUAGUCGAAGAAAAGUGCUUUUGGAACAUGUACAUGAAGGUUAUGAAAAAGAUUGGUGGGAUUAUGUCGAAUAGAAAUCUAAACCAACUUCGUUUUUCGGGCAUGCAAGACAAGAUUUCUCUCUUGAUACUUUUGCCCUACCUGUGAUAAAUCAAGAAAGCUGACAGGAAAUAAAAAUAGAGCAUGUCACCAAGUGAUUUACGUGUUAGAUAUACUUUAAAUGUAAUAUGAUCUGUGGCAGCACAUAUAUCGUUAUGAAUUUUUAAAUUUAUUAAAAUUGAAUCCUAUUACCAUCAGGCUAAAUGUAAAAUACUUCCGUAUUAAUUAAUGAUACUAAUUUGCGCUUGCUGUGUGCUAUUUAUCGUUACAUGUUUCGAUCCUUCAUAAACAUGCCUUGCAAUAAUAUUUUCAAGUUUCGAAUGAAUUUUAUAUAUAAACAUGUCGGAUGAUAAACGGUGGUAAAGAAAUCGAACAGUGUGUUGCUGUACUAAACAAAAAUUUAUCAAAAAUUUGCUUAAUAUAUUUUAAUGCCAUAGUAUAAUAAUACAUUAUACCUUUUCAUAUUACUAUAAGAUUCUCUAGAAAAGUAUUAUUUAGUCUAUGGAUAAAAACUUUUCAAGAGUUUUAUGAAUAGUACAUGAAAAGGCUAAUAUAGAACUAGACCUUAAUCUGUCUUUUAUUGUCAGUCCUGUGCACUCGAUUUAUAAGAGAAUAAUUGAAUAUAACAAGAUACUGGUGCAGA
This is a messenger RNA of Apis dorsata (giant honeybee), 2776 nucleotides long. It is a transcript of the gene ari-1, whose product is annotated as potential E3 ubiquitin-protein ligase ariadne-1. The transcript has 8 exons. Gene Ontology annotation, biological process: positive regulation of proteasomal ubiquitin-dependent protein catabolic process; ubiquitin-dependent protein catabolic process; protein polyubiquitination. The record is from RefSeq and is a predicted model, not a curated record. Gene Ontology annotation, cellular component: ubiquitin ligase complex; nucleus; cytoplasm. Gene Ontology annotation, molecular function: ubiquitin protein ligase activity; zinc ion binding; ubiquitin conjugating enzyme binding. Lineage: Eukaryota; Metazoa; Arthropoda; Insecta; Hymenoptera; Apidae. Bases 579 to 2108 code for a protein of 509 amino acids.